Dovyalis caffra is the source of this 153-nucleotide messenger RNA. NCBI's taxonomy places the organism in Eukaryota, Viridiplantae, Streptophyta, Magnoliopsida, Malpighiales, Salicaceae. The record is from the annotation of a GenBank genome assembly.
GUUCUCUUUUGGGAAUAUUCAUUCAAGACGGAUGGUAAAAUCGGUAAUGAUCCUAAUGUGUUUAUUCUCAUUCUUACUAAAACCUUCAAGGUAAAAUUGUGGGAUAAAUUUGCACAAUCUAGCAAAGCAGACAAAGCAGCGAUUGAGACAUAA